CAAAGCUUCCUGUGAUCUUUCUGCUUUGCUCAACGAGGCAGCUAGGGAGUCAGAAGAAAUUCAGGCACAGUCCUUUGACCUGCACAGCAAAGGGAAAACCGUGACCACAGAAUGGCCACAGCAGGAAAAGCCAUUAAAUGCAAAGCUGCUGUUCUUUGGGAGCUCAACAAACCCUUGUCCAUUGAGGAAGUAGAAGUUGCCCCACCCAAGGCCAAUGAAGUUCGAAUUAAGAUUGUGGCAACAGGAAUCUGUCGCUCUGAUGACCAUAUGAUAAGUGGGUCAUGGUAUUACCCCCUCCCAGUAAUCCUGGGGCAUGAGGCUGCAGGGAUUGUGGAAAGCAUUGGAGAUGAGGUGACUUCCGUAAAACCAGGUGACAAAGUCAUCCCACUCUUUACUCCACAGUGCAGGAAAUGCAAAGUUUGUAAGCACCCGAAUGGCAACUUUGCACUGAAAAUGAGUAGCAUAAGUGCCACUAAAGGCACUUUGCAAGAUGGUACCACCAGAUUUACCUGCCGAGGGAAGCCAAUUCAUCAUUUCCUGGGCGUCAGCUCCUUCAGUGAGUACACAGUGGUAGAUGAAAUCUCCGUUGUAAAGAUUGAUUCAUCUGCUCCUCUGGAAAAAGUCUGCCUGAUUGGCUGUGGAUUUUCCACUGGUUAUGGCUCUGCAGUAAAAGUUGCCAAGGUCACUCCUGGCUCUACUUGUGUUGUCUUUGGCCUGGGAGGAGUUGGCUUAUCAGUGAUCAUUGGCUGCAAGACAGCUGGAGCCUCCCGGAUCAUUGGCGUGGACAUUAACAAGGACAAAUUUGCAAAGGCCAAAGAGUUAGGUGCUACUGAGUGCAUCAACCCUCAAGACUACAAGAAACCAAUCCAAGAUGUGCUAGUUGAAAUGACCGAGGAUGGCGUUGAUUUUUCAUUUGAAGUUAUUGGACGUCUGGACACACUGACAGCUGCCUUUCUAGCCACCAAUCAGGCUUUUGGAGUUUGUGUCAUGGUGGGUGCCCCUCCUAUUGGCCAAAACAUUUCUUUCAAUCCUAUGCUGCUUUUGACUGGACGCACCUGGAAAGGAGCUAUUUUUGGAGGUUUUAAAAGCAAAGAUGAUAUCCCCACGCUGGUCUCUGAUGUUAUAGCCAAGAAAUUUACACUGGAUCCAUUAAUAACACAGGUUUCUACUUUUGAUAAGAUCAAUGAAGGAUUUGACAUGCUGCGCUCAGGCAAGAGCAUUCGCACCGUUCUGAAAAUGUGAGACCAAUCACAUGGCCCCAUCUUGCCAGCAUUCUUAUUGUAUCUGUAAGGAGUAGCAGGACAUCAAUAAAAGCUUUCAAUAAUUCAAUCACCAGGUUGACCAAUGGAAGCCUGCAGCUGAACUGAUUAAUGAUGAAUAUGAAUGGAUUUUUAAGACACUGUCUCAAAUUCAUGUUGAAUGAAGGGAAAUAAGAAAAGUUAAUUAAGAGCUUGAUAGAAGGUCAUACUUUUCAGUUUCAUCAUUGUUAAGUAUUAGACCUUAGACAACUGACAACCUUCAGUCAAGUGGCAGAAAGCCAUCAUCAUCCAUGCCCCUUCCUCAUUGAUGAGCCAUUAUGCUUGCUACUUUCUGCCUCUCUGCCUUCUCCCUUUUUCUCAUCAGCAAAUGUUUGGGGCUCCAUUCAGAACAUGUCAAUAUAAAAAAUAAAACUUGCUGAAUUAAAAUACA
Molecule: messenger RNA, 1689 nt
Organism: Phascolarctos cinereus (koala)
Lineage: Eukaryota; Metazoa; Chordata; Mammalia; Diprotodontia; Phascolarctidae
Source: RefSeq, a predicted model, not a curated record